Molecule: messenger RNA, 556 nt
Organism: Helianthus annuus (common sunflower)
Lineage: Eukaryota; Viridiplantae; Streptophyta; Magnoliopsida; Asterales; Asteraceae
Product: metallothionein-like protein type 2
Exons: 3
Coding region: 86-307 (73 amino acids)
Molecular function (GO): metal ion binding
Source: RefSeq, a predicted model, not a curated record
ACCCAAUUAUCAUACAAGAAAAUCACCAAGCUUUUAACAACAAUCUUUCUAGUACCCAAACCAAUCUCAAAACCUUCGAAUCAACAUGUCUUGCUCAAGUGGAAAGUGCAACUGCGGCUCAAGCUGCUCAUGCGGCAGCAGCUGCAACUGCAACUCCUGCAACGUCGAGAUGUCGACCACCACCACCACUAUCAUUGUUGACGGUGUUGCACCCAGGAUGACUUUUGCUGAGGAAACCGAGGCUGCCGAGAGCGGAAACGCGUGCAAGUGCGGAAGUAGCUGCAAGUGCGAUCCUUGCAACUGCUGAAGAUGAAAUCAAGCCUGCAUGACCCAAACAAGAACGGAUGUUUUGUUUUCAUGUAAUAAAUAAAGAAACCUUUGCGUGUGUUAUUUGGAUUUCUAUUGCGGUUUCCUUGUAUUGUGUAACAGUCAAACGUUAUUUAAAUCAACUUGUUUGGGUAUUUAUUAAAAGUUUGGAAUUGGAUGUUAUGUAUGUGUGAAAGAAUGACUGAAGAAGUUGUAUGAUAUGCCUAAAAAACUAUAUUAUUUUUCUUAA